Helobdella robusta is the source of this 873-nucleotide messenger RNA. RefSeq lists its product as hypothetical. Bases 1 to 873 code for a protein of 290 amino acids. NCBI's taxonomy places the organism in Eukaryota, Metazoa, Annelida, Clitellata, Rhynchobdellida, Glossiphoniidae. The record is from RefSeq and is a predicted model, not a curated record. The transcript has a single exon.
AUGGACCAGCUACGAUUUGAAUUUGCAGUGUUGCCAGCGAGUGAUGGAAAGUCAAAUGUAUAUUGUGCAACCUCCAUAACGACAAGAGAUGAAAAAGUGUUUGCUAUUCCAGAAGAAUUACAGUCUGCUAGUCUUCAUAAAGAGUUGAUAAAGACAGCUGCGUACAAUAAAAUAAAAAAUAGUUUAAAAAAAAGACAUCAGACGAGAAAAAUUUGGAUUACUAUGACAAAUGAACUAAGUAACGUGUACAUAGAUGAAGAUGGUAAUCUACAAUUUGGAGAUCAAUAUCUCGAAGAAAUUGAACAAAAGCAAGCAUCUGGUAAUUUAGGAAAAAAUACAGAUUCAUUGGAAAAAUUAUUUACAAAAUUUAUUGAAAGCUCACAAGGUUUAAAAAAACAGAACCUGAAAUAUAUUGCAGAAAAGUUUAUAAUUGAAAGAUUUACAAGUAAAAAUACUAACCCAAGCCAGUGGAUUGAUGUUUUUGAAAAAGAAUGUUUACGUUUCGAUAUUACGGAAGAUGAGAAAAAAAUUGAGAUACUCAGACUAUUCAUGGACAAAAGUUGCGCUGAUUGGUAUAGUUCUAUGAUUAUAAAAUUAACACUAAACUCAGAGUGGUCUAUAUGGAAAAAUAAAUUCUGUGAAUCAUUUGCAAAUCAAGGCUGGAACCAAGUGACUUAUGCGUUGUUAUUUAAGUACAAGGAUGGUUCAUUGGUGGAUUAUGCUAUAAAAAAAGAAAAACUUUUACUGGACAUGAGAACAUCAAUAGAUACAGGUACUCUAGUGGAUCUAAUUGCAGCUGGAUUGCCAGGCUUUGUUCUAGAAAAGAUAAAUAGACAAUCAAUGGAAGAUACAGUAGACUUAUUCAUGAAGUAG